Messenger RNA from Neltuma alba, 1256 nucleotides. Its product is annotated as tetraspanin-10-like. Gene Ontology annotation, cellular component: membrane. The record is from RefSeq and is a predicted model, not a curated record. Lineage: Eukaryota; Viridiplantae; Streptophyta; Magnoliopsida; Fabales; Fabaceae. Bases 90 to 980 code for a protein of 296 amino acids. Gene Ontology annotation, biological process: auxin-activated signaling pathway. The transcript has 10 exons.
AAAAUCUUCUAGUAAACAUUCGAACUCCAAAUUUCAGACAUCUCAAUCUUUUUCCCCUCGUUUCGUGCUGCCGAGGAGGAAAGGGGAAAAUGGGAGUCGGAACUAGUAACUUUGUCAUCAGAUGGAUCAACUUUUUCACCAUGCUUUUGGCUGUCGCAGUAAUAAUAUUUGGAAUAUGGAUGAGCAAUCAUCAUGAUGGCUGUAGGAAGUCUCUCACUCUGCUAGUGAUAGGCCUUGGAGCAUUCAUCUUCAUAAUGUCAGCCUCGCAUUUCUUAUCAACUUUGCUGUCUUCUUUGGUUGGAAUAUUUCUUCUUGUGGAUUGUCCUCUAAUCCAAGCUUUUAACUUUUAUAGAUCUGUAAUUGGUUUCUUUGGUGCCUUAAAAAACAGCUCGAUGCUGUUAUGGGUUUAUCUGAUCACACUGUGCUUCAUCUUAAUAGCUAUUCUGGUCUUCACUGUAUUGGCGUUUAUUGUGACUAAUAAUGGAUCAGGCCAUAAUGUGGCUGGCUUGAGGUACAAAGAGUAUCAACUGGAAGAUUACAGCUCAUGGUUCCUAAAACAAUUGAACAAUUCUCAUAACUGGGCUCGCCUGAGGAGUUGUCUUGUCAAAUCUGAAGACUGCAAUAAACUAUCAAAAAAAUACAAGACUCUUAAACAGUAUGAAUUAGCUAAAUUGACUCCAAUCGAGGCUGGCUGUUGCAGACCACCUUCAGAAUGUGGAUAUCCUGCUGUGAAUGCAUCAUACUAUGACUUGACCUUUCAUCCAGUUAGCCCUAACCAUGACUGCAAACGGUACAAAAACUCUCGGGCCGUCAAAUGCUAUGAUUGUGAUUCUUGCAAGGCUGGCGUUGCACAAUACAUGAAAACUGAGUGGAGAAUUGUCGCAAUAUUCAAUGUUGUUUUAUUUGUGGUGUUGUCUAUUAUAUACUUUGUGGGAUGCUGUGCAAGACGAAAUGCUGCUAGGAGCCAUUCUAAGGCUUGAAGAGAGAAUCUGUAUGCUUCUUCUACAAAUUGCCAAAGGGAGAUCAAUGUCUGCGGCAUUUGGUUUAUACUCGUGUAAUGACUUCAUAAAUCUUUUAAAUCCAUUUGCUAAAAGAAUUGUGUGAUUUUCUGUACCCAUGAGACCUGCCUUGAAUUGUUAUAUCAUCAAAACAUUGAUAUUCUUUGAUGUGUAUAGAAAAUUCAAAUCGAACAAACUUACUGUGCAUGGCAAAGUUUAACCAUCCAAAGUUUAGUUUAUACUUUAUUCCCUUUGGAA